This is a messenger RNA of Erinaceus europaeus (western European hedgehog), 1790 nucleotides long. RefSeq names its product 3-hydroxybutyrate dehydrogenase 1 (gene BDH1). The coding region runs from base 306 to 1337 and encodes 343 amino acids. Gene Ontology annotation, molecular function: oxidoreductase activity. The record is from RefSeq and is a predicted model, not a curated record. The transcript is spliced from 8 exons. Lineage: Eukaryota; Metazoa; Chordata; Mammalia; Eulipotyphla; Erinaceidae.
GCUUGCAUUGAAAUAGCACACAUAAACCCUGGAGGGUAUGUGCAGGAGUGUGUGUUACAGCCUUUUACUGAGAGGUAAGAAGAUCACAGGUGUAUCUGACUUAUAACUUCCCAGAAGAUCCAUCGUCCUGACUGUGCUGAGGGACGUGGCCCUUUCAACUGAGACUGCAAAGGAAUGCACACUCAGCGUGUCACUUGGUGAUGAGUGAUGCAUUGUCAUGGCUAUGGCACAGUGUGCAAGGUGACUCUUCUGAAGCAUGACACUGAGAACCCAGAAGGAGGCUGACUAUUCUUCCUGUGGCCACAAUGCUGACUGCCCGUCUCUCCAGACCCUUGUUGCAGCUCCCAGGGAAAACUUGGAGUUUCUCUGGUAGAGAAAAUGAAAUGAGACACACAUUGCUGUCCUCCACCUCUUCAGUCCCUGUGGCAUGCAGGACCUAUGCUGCAGACACUGUGAGCCCGGUUGGCAGCAAAGCUGUCCUGGUCACGGGCUGUGACUCUGGAUUUGGCUUCUCCUUGGCUAAGCAUCUGCAUUCAAAAGGCUUCCUUGUGUUUGCUGGUUGCCUGCUGAAGGACAAAGGUGAUGAUGGUGUCAAGGAGCUGGACAGCCUGAAGAGUGAUCGGCUGAGAACCAUCCAACUCAAUGUUUGUAAGAGCGAGGACGUAGAGAAAGCAGUGGAGACUGUGCGCUCAAGCCUGCAGGACCCUGAGAAAGGCAUGUGGGGCCUGGUUAACAACGCAGGCAUCUCAACAUUUGGGGAGGUUGAAUUCACCAGCAUGGACACCUACAAGGAGGUGGCAGAAGUGAAUCUCUGGGGCACAGUGAGAAUGACAAAAUCCUGUCUCCCACUCAUCCGAAGGGCCAAAGGCCGAGUGGUCAACAUUAGUAGCAUGUUGGGCCGCAUGGCUAACCCGGCCCGCUCCCCCUACUGCAUCACCAAGUUCGGGGUGGAGGCCUUCUCUGACUGCCUGCGCUACGAGAUGCACCCCCUCGGCGUGAAGGUGAGCGUGGUGGAACCUGGCAACUACAUCGCGGCCACCAGCCUCUACAGCCCUGAGCGCAUCCAGGCCAUUGCCAACCGGAUGUGGGACGAGCUGCCCGAAGUGGUGCGCAGGGACUACGGCCGCAAGUACUUCGACGAGAAGAUCUCCAAGAUGGAGAACUACUGCAACAGCGGCUCCACCGACACAUCCCCAGUCAUCGACGCAGUCACCCACGCCCUGACUGCCACCACCCCCUACACCCGCUACCACCCUAUGGACUACUACUGGUGGCUGCGAAUGCAGAUCAUGACCCACUUGCCGGGGGCGGUCUCUGACCGGAUCUACAUACACUGAUGUCGCCUGCUGGCCUGUAAGGGGAGCCCCUGGGAGGGACCGGGAAGGGGAGGGUGGACAUCUUGUGUGGUCGCCUCUUGUGAAUUAGCCAUUAGACCCCGUUUUAGUUUUAACGUGAGAGGUUAGCCCUGCCUAGCCAGUAUGCACCAGGGGUGCUUCGGAUCUUCUCAACAGGCAGUGAACAUCGGCAGGACCCCUAGACCUCAGGACAAACGUGGUGCAUCUAUCUUUCUGGAGAUGAUUUAACACACAGGUUUUAUUUUAUUUUAUUUUUUCCCCUUGGGGAAGGGGUGGGGGAAAACGUCUUUAGGUUAAAGCCAGCUUCAUUAUAAAAUAGAACCCAAGCCCUUUACAUUUUUAAAGACAAAAACAUCAGCUCAGAAUUUUUAUCAUGUUGGAUCCAUAAGCCUCACAAGUUUAUAAAACAAAAUAAAACGUUUUUUCUCUUUUGUA